AUGGCAUCCUCCGACAGCACGACUUGGCCGCCAGCCGCAGGUCUCUGCUCCCCCACGGUUCCUCGGCAAGAUGCCGUCUUCCAGUCAUCUGGCUCAUGUCGCAUCAAUGCUCCGGCAGCACUCGUCUUCGAGAAUGUACUCCGCAUCCAAGACUACGAGAAGUGGAACUCCUUUGUCCCGGAAGCACGAAUCGUGAAGCAGCAAUUCAGUCGACCGGACCUCUCUCCGGACGAGCAAGCUGCUGAAGCCAGCGACUUCAGCCACAUGAAGAAGGACUGCAUCAUGCACUUCUCCGCCGUCAUGAACUCUGCCAAACCAGAGAACAAGAACCAGAUCGAGCUUCUGGUGACCGACAUCUCCACCCCAGACAAGCCAAGCGAUUACCUUGAUGCCGAAACCUUGACAGAUCCUGCAUACACGAGCGAUCUAAGCAAAUUAUACCGCAUCAGCUGGAAAUCUCACGGUGGAUUUGUGACCAAGGGCCUGAGGACUGAGCGUUUCCAUGAGAUCAUUGUUCUUGGUGAGAAUGAAUGCGAGGUCAGGACUUGGGAGGUCUAUGGCGCUGUACUGGCAUACACUGUGAAGUGGAUGUAUCAGAAGACGCUCAACGAGAAGUUUCAGCUGUGGGCUGAUGACUUAAAGAAGUAUAGCGAGCAGCAAGCGAUGGCAUCCAAGCAUGCCUAG
Molecule: messenger RNA, 684 nt
Organism: Fulvia fulva
Lineage: Eukaryota; Fungi; Ascomycota; Dothideomycetes; Mycosphaerellales; Mycosphaerellaceae
Exons: 1
Coding region: 1-684 (227 amino acids)
Source: RefSeq, a predicted model, not a curated record